Nematostella vectensis (starlet sea anemone) is the source of this 1359-nucleotide messenger RNA. RefSeq names its product small nuclear ribonucleoprotein Sm D3. Lineage: Eukaryota; Metazoa; Cnidaria; Anthozoa; Actiniaria; Edwardsiidae. The transcript has 2 exons. The record is from RefSeq and is a predicted model, not a curated record. Gene Ontology annotation, cellular component: catalytic step 2 spliceosome; spliceosomal tri-snRNP complex; U5 snRNP. Bases 173 to 574 code for a protein of 133 amino acids. Gene Ontology annotation, molecular function: RNA binding. Gene Ontology annotation, biological process: spliceosomal snRNP assembly; RNA processing.
UCAGCCUCAUAAUCGUGAGCGUCAAGAACGUUGUGGAACGUCGAUCUCGUUCGUGAGGGUCUGAAAGGAUUUUGUGUUUUCUUCACAAUCUGUUCCAUCCUUGCUCAUAAGUCGACAAUUCCUUUGCAUCCUUGAAGGAAAUCAAAUAUCAAUAGAAUAUCUUUACAAAGACAUGUCUAUUGGCGUACCUAUCAAGAUUCUUCACGAGGCAGAGGGCCAUGUUAUAACUUUAGAGACGCUAAAUGGCGAGGUGUACAGAGGGAAACUUAUCGAAGCUGAGGAUAACAUGAAUUGCCAAAUGUCGAACAUUACUGUCACUGCUAGGGAUGGCAGGGUAUCUCAGUUAGAACAAGUGUUCGUUCGUGGUAGUAAAAUUAGGUUUUUAAUAUUGCCGGACAUGUUGAAGAAUGCGCCGAUGUUCAAGAAGAUGACACAGAAGGGUUCUAGUGGGACCGGUGCCGCAGGACGCGGCAAAUCUGCUAUUCUUCGGGCUCAAGCUGCAGCAAGAGGUCGGGGUGACAGAGGCAGCAGUCGUGGAGGCAGGGGCGCAAAUGUCUUCCAAAGAAGAAGAUAAUCCAUGUACAGCCUAUGCCAUAUGUAUAUAAACACUGUCUAGAACUCUCACAAGAGUCUUCCCCUUAAGCUGGUGUAUCUGAUAAAGACUGAACUUGAACAAAUGUACUGUUCACCAGGUGCUAUGAAAAGCAGAAUGAACCUGAACAAUGUUUAAUAGCUAGCAAAGGCUGGGAAGUAAGAGAAGUUCUAUAUAAGUUUUCAAGAAAGUAAGAGACUCUGACUGAAAAGUAAUGUCAUACAAGCAAACUCUCAUAAUAGAAAAUGAUUCCACAGGAAGAGAACAAAACAACACAACCAUUCUGCUGGAAAUUGCCCUGUUUAAUGUAAUGUAGAUGGCAUUUUUUGCAUUCACUAAUUUUCAUGCACAGUUGCUUUAUCGCCAUUCCACAACCUUCAUUUCGGUGCAUAUGAAAGUGGUGUUUGAUAUUUUAUUUUUAAGUGGGCUUUUGCACAGUGCAAAAGGCAAAAAAAAAAAAGUAGCCAAAAAAGUGUUCACUUUCAAUAUUGCAGUUAUGUAGAGCUAUCUUAACAUUUACAAUAUUGUUUGGCAGAUUGCAUAUUUCCUCAAAAUGAUGGGGUUUGUACAGAGCUGAGUAUUUCUGGUAUGUUUUAUAGCUGUGCUCUGGUUUCUGCUAUUAUGCUAUAAAAAUCAUUCUUGUCAAUAACAUUUUCUUCUUUUUAAACUUUGGUGUAAAAAAAUAGUGAAAUUGUGUGUGAUGGCUGUUCACUUAUUUUGUACAUUCAUUGCUCUGUUGUAAUAAAAAGAUACUAUUCAUUCAUGAA